Molecule: messenger RNA, 2084 nt
Organism: Clarias gariepinus (North African catfish)
Lineage: Eukaryota; Metazoa; Chordata; Actinopteri; Siluriformes; Clariidae
Gene: vamp3
Product: vesicle-associated membrane protein 3 (cellubrevin)
Exons: 5
Coding region: 158-475 (105 amino acids)
Biological process (GO): SNARE complex assembly; vesicle fusion; vesicle-mediated transport
Cellular component (GO): plasma membrane; SNARE complex
Molecular function (GO): syntaxin-1 binding; SNAP receptor activity
Source: RefSeq, a predicted model, not a curated record
AUGACUCGGUUAAAAAGAAUGACUCGUUCAUGAGCGACCCAUCACUAGUGUGUCUGUGUGUUGGUAUUUUCUUGUGUCCCAGCCCUUUAAAACACAGCUCCCGAUUAUUCUCCGAUUAUUUCACUUUCUCUGCUCCGCGUUUCUGUCUACCGCAAUCAUGUCUGCUCCCACUGCAGAAGGUCCUGGCACCUCGGGCGUGGCAGGAAGCAACCGGCGGCUGCAGCAGACCCAGGCUCAGGUGGAUGAGGUGGUGGACAUCAUGCGGGUGAACGUGGACAAAGUCCUGGAGCGAGACCAGAAGCUGACCGAGCUGGAUGACCGGGCGGAUGCCCUUCAGGCCGGAGCCUCGCAGUUCGAGACCAACGCCGCCAAACUGAAAAGGAAGUAUUGGUGGAAGAACUGCAAGAUGUGGGCCAUUUUAAUAGCCGUGCUCAUCAUCAUCAUCGUCAUCAUCAUCAUUUGGAGUAAUUCCUAAACCAGCAGAAGGAUCACUGGAUGGCCUGACGGUUAUGACAGGAGAGUGGAUACACAUAUAAAUAUCUAUACAAUGUAUUAUUGGAUACCACAAGAACGGAUGGAGAAAGAGAUCACACUCUUCCUGACGUAAAGCUGUUCUAGCCUGCUGAGUGUCAAAUUUUGUAAAAAGAAACAAAUCCUCAACUCUUUUGUUUGUUUAUUUGUUUUUUUUUUCUUGUUUUAUGUUGUUAGGUUUUUAAUAGAUGUGAUUUUGAAUGUGCAAAGAAGUUUCUUCCACGUACACUCCUUAUUUUCACUAAUUGUGCUCAUCACCAUGGCGUCUGAAGCAAAAAAAGUGUGCCUUAAAGGAGCAGUUUUUCAUUUUUGUGAAGCUUUCAGCUCGUAAAUGUACAGGUGUAUAGGGGCAAUUUAAACAUGACAAACUGCAUCUUGGUCCAUGAGGUCACACAAUCAACACGUCUACGUCUACUUGUUAAAAUGUCCUGACCAAAAAGGUAAAAAAAAAAUUGCUUACCAAUCAACAGAGAGCUUCUUGUCUCUCAAACACCACGUAAAAUAGUCAAUAGAUUUUUUUGUUUUUGUAACUAGUCUGUGCCUUAACAUUUUAGAAGCAUCCUGCGACUCGAAGGCCUUAGAACAAAGCCACCUCAGUGCCAUUACUAAAUACUGCCAGCAUAAUUAAAAUCUUACACUUACUAAUUAUUUAAUAAGCCAUAUAUUUAAAAAGAUGAUUAAUAUUGCAGUUUGUGUGUAUGGUUGUUUUCUUCUUUCAAACUCUUGGUGUAUUCAAAUAAAAUUCUUUCCACAUUUUCUUUUUUUUUUUCUUUUUUUUCUCUAAUGGAGAAAGAGAUCAUGCUCGUUUGAUAGCACAGAAACAAAUUUGUUAAGGUGUGUGUGUGUGUGUGUGUGUGUGUGUGUGUAAUGGAUUUGUACCAUAUGCAGUACUGUGUAAAAGGCUUGGACGAUGCCAUAUCAGCAGAGUUGAACGUUCAGAGUUAAACGUUUUUUUUGCAUUUUCAACAAAGGUCUUGACGUUUAUCACAAAGCAGGAAAAGCGCUGCCUCUGUCAAAGCACCAUGUAGCUGUGUGUGUGUUUUAAUGUAUUAAUAUAUCAAAUUCCCCCAGCCGCACAGCUGAUCCAACUCUGGCAUUGAUCAGGCAAAGCAGGUGUGCUAGCAGGGGCAAUUCAGCAAAUACACCAGGGCUAAUAAUAGAGAUACAAUUUAGGGGCAAUUCAGCAAAUACACCAGGGCUAAUAAUAAUCGGAGAUACUUGCCUAAGUGCAGAUCUUUGGCGGAACGUGUGUGAGAAUACCCGGACCCGGAAAUACACUCUUGACAAUGCCUAUAAAAAGAAAGUAUAACACUACUUCAUGUGUGGGGAAUAAUUCGGGCUAUGUAAAUAGAGUAACUUAAACAUUAAAACACACAAGAAAGCCAGUUUUUAUUAUUAGUUUUUAAUUUGUGAUACAAGAAAUACUUUUGCAUGUUUUGGUCUAAGACUUUUGCACAUUACUGCUUUUUGAAUGUAAAACAUAUUUCAGAUCACUUUAUUAAAACAAGCUUUUGGAUUUGCUAUUGCUAAUAAAUGUGGAUUUAAAAACCUCA